AUGCUGUUCCCAGAGGAAGAUGGACCGCUGCUGAAGGCGUGGAUCGUCAAGCGCAUCGAAAACACAUCCGACGCCGAUUCAGAUGUCCUUGCUGACUAUGUUAUUGCCCUACUCAAGCACGAUGGCGAUCGCGACGCGGUGCGGAAGCUGUGCGAACAGGAGAUUCCCGACUUUCUGAGCGAAGACCCUAAAACCUUCCUCGACGACGUCUUCCAGGCCAUCACAUACAAAUCAUAUCUCCCAGGCGCUCCCCCAGCCCCCAAGCUCGGCUCCGAACCGCAGCCUCAGCCUGCUCCUUCAUCCGAGAGCGCAGCGCCCAACGGUUCGAGAAAGAGAGGCUUCCACGAUCGCGACGACCCGGACGGACAGGAUGGUCCACAGCACGGCGGACGCGCAACGAAGCAAUCCCGUCGAGCCGGUCGCGAAAGACGAGACGACGCGAGGGGCGGACGAUAUAUGCGCGGUCUUCCUCAGCAGUCGGACAUGGCCUUUGACCCCAAGGCUAUGGAGGCCUUUCUGCAGAUGAGCUCCAUGGGCAUGCCCCCUUACCCAGGGAUGCCAGGUAUGCCUCCACAAAACUUUGGCGGCGGUAGGAAUCAGCCGCGGCGGAGGGGACGGUGCAGGGACUUUGAUACCAAGGGAUUCUGCUCCCGUGGGAGCACAUGCCCGUAUGAUCAUGGUAACGAGUCAAUAUUCGUGCCCCCGAUGGGACCUGGAGGUGAUGAGCGCGGCGAUCCCAACGAAUACCCCUUUUCCGUAAUGUCGAACCCCUCAAAUCCCAUGAACCCCUUCAACUUCACACCAGAGACGGGCCGCGGCGGUAACAACAGAGGUCGUCGGAAUCGAGGUCAGAAAAAGGGCGGUGCGCGGGCACCCUUCUCGGCUGAUGGGCCAGUCUACGAUCGUUCCAAGAGCACCAUCGUGGUCGAGAGCAUCCCCGAGGAGAACUUCACCGAGGACCAGGUGCGAGGUUUCUUCUCGCAGUUCGGCACCAUCACGGAGGUCUCGAUGCAACCGUACAAGCGCCUCGCCAUUGUAAAGUAUGACAAGUGGGGGGCUGCCAACGCCGCGUAUCAGUCGCCAAAGGUGAUAUUCGACAACCGCUUUGUAAAGGUGUUUUGGUACAGGGACAAGGCCGACGCUCUGCCGCCGACUGUUCCUCUACAGGCGGGUAACUGGUCCGGCGAUCCCCAGGCCACAGGGGAGGAUGAGGAGGCCGAGCCUGAAUUGGACAUGGAGGAGUUUCAGCGGAGGCAGGAGGAGGCGCAGAAGCAGCACCAUGAGCGCGAGUCUAAACGUGCCGAUCUGGAGAAGCAGCGUCUGGAGCUCGAGACUAAGCAGCAAGAACUCCUUGCUCGGCACCGCGAGGAGAAUGCCAAGCUCCAGGCCAAGCUAGCCGGCCAGAAGGGCGAGGACGGCGAAGUCCCUUCAUCAGGCGCACAAGCCCUGCGUGCCCAGCUGGCGGUCCUCGAGCAAGAGGCCAAGAUGCUCGGCCUCGACCCCAACGCCGAGGACGAGGGCUCUGUCACCAGUGCGCCAUGGCAUCCCGGUGGUGGGUACCGUGGCCGCGGGGGAUAUCGCGGAAGAGGAGGCUACACGCCGAGAGGAAGGGGAAGCUUCAGGGGCCGAGGGGGCAGCGGCAACAUGCACGCGGCGUAUGCGCAGUACUCGAUCGACAACCGGCCCAAGAAGCUCGCCGUGGCAGGCGUCGACUUUACGGCGCCGGACAAGGACGAGGUGCUGCGCCAUUUCCUCCUCAACUUGGGCGAAUUCGAGUCGGUUAAUACGGGCCCUACCGUCACUCACGUCUCCUUCCAGGACCGCAAGACGGCAGAAAAGUUCUACUACAGCCUUCAAGGCAAGGAACUCCCUGGCAUCGAUGGUCGACUUGAGCUCUCAUGGGUGAGCACGCCGCUACCGCCUGUCAACACGGCCAAGACUGUUGGUAACGGUGAGGCCAGCGGUGCUCAUACCAGCACCGAGGACAAGGAGCACGACGCCAUGGCUGGCUUUGACGAUCAUCCCCGUAGAGAAAGGAGCGCGGAGCUGCCGGACGAAGACCGGCCGGUUAAUAUGGACUACGAGGUGGCGGAUGAGGAUGGGUGGUGA
Messenger RNA from Fusarium keratoplasticum, 2109 nucleotides. RefSeq lists its product as uncharacterized. The transcript is spliced from 5 exons. The record is from RefSeq and is a predicted model, not a curated record. Lineage: Eukaryota; Fungi; Ascomycota; Sordariomycetes; Hypocreales; Nectriaceae. Bases 1 to 2109 code for a protein of 702 amino acids. Gene Ontology annotation, molecular function: RNA binding; metal ion binding. Gene Ontology annotation, cellular component: nucleus. Gene Ontology annotation, biological process: mRNA processing.